CCUUCUUUGGAUUUUCCUCUGGCGUUCAACAAGAGACCGACGACAGAGCUGAGAGAGAGGCAAACCUCGAAGGUAAAUUCACCUGAAAACAGACAGAAAUGCUUCUGUUUCAUACAUACAAAUCAAAUGCGUUAUAUCUAAGACGGUUUUCUACUCAGAAAUGUAACUGUUGUGCUCCAAAGUGAUCUUGUUUCGAUCUAACUCGUAGUCACAUGUAAUCUCAGGUUCCUUAGCUAGCGGAGCUAACUCUGUUAGCAAGGCGGCGCCGGUUUUUAACAGGCCUGAGCGAUGAUGACAAUAACACAGACUGUUUAAGUUAGCCCGUUUAGAUAAAUUUCAGCUUUUUAGACAUAAAUUAGUCUAUUUUCAAUCGUGUUUAACGUUAAUCACGCGUGUGUGUUACCAGUGAGUUGACUACUCAUGAAACGAUGAUAGAUUAUCGUCACAUUUAGUGUGAUAAAACACUUUAUAGUGAGCUGUUAUUUAAGUUUAUUUCGGUUUUGCUGCCUGUAAAAUUAUUUUGUUUGAGAAAAUAUGAGUGUUAACUUUGUUACUUUUUUUGUGGUGUCGAACCUGAGACCGGAAAAUCUGGUCUAGUGUGUUUAUAAGCAGAAGUUCAAUGUGGGAUAGUCCUCAUCAGCAGGAUGAAACAUGUUCAGCUAUUAUAGAACAAGAACUCCACCCGAUUCUGUUGAUGUCUAAUCUUACUCCUCAGUACAAACUCUUAUAUUUCUCUAAAAGAGCAAACCCAGGCUGCUGUUGAAAACAGGACACACAGUAUUUCAGCUGAUUAUUAAUGUUGUUCUGUUUGUUUUUCUUUAAGGUCAAAGUUGAGGGCCAUGGCUCGUGGGCAGCAGAAGAUUCAGUCCCAGCAGAAGAACGCCAAAAAGGCAGCUGAGAAGAAGAAAGGUCAGGGUGCUGACCAGAAGACCGCCGCCAAGGCCGCACUGGUCCACACCUGCCCUGUGUGUCGGGUAAGAGAAACUACGGCGGCCCAGAACCGCCACUGCUACAAAUAUGGGCUCCGUGUUCUAGUCUACACGCAACAUUUUUGUGCUCAUUCAUGAAACACUUAAAUCUGGGACAUUUGCGGCGACAGCUUUUGCCGGGGACAGGUCAUCCAAUUCGGGGACUGUCUCCGGAAAUCGCGGACGUCUGGUCACCUUAAUGUAGUGCCUGAGUCGAUAUGAAGUUGAACUGAAGCAAACACUUCCCACCUAAUUCUCGCAACUCGCCAAAAAGUUUUUUGUUUUUUUUUUUGCAUCCCCACCUUUUUGCGCCAUUAACUGCCAUUGCAGCUUUUUUUAUGUCUUUCUGCACCGUUCUUUUUUUUUUUGCGCUUUGUUAACUUCCGUUGCAGCUAUUUUUGUGUAUCUGCACUGUUAUUUUUUUUCUUUCUAAUUUCUGUUGUGGCGUUUGUUUGUUUGUUUGUUUGUUUGUUUGUUUUUUUUCAUUUUUUUAUUUGCAACAGUGGCGGUUCUUGGCCACCGUAAGAAACACUGCACUGAAAGACAUAACCUACAGUUCAGAGAAUGAUACAGACUAGUUUUAUCGUAAAGAUUUUGUUAAGAUAUUUUUUAUACAACAUUGAUUCAUAUUUCUUAGGUAUUUGUUUGGUUUAUUCACUGAUUUUAAUCAGUCUGCCUCGUGUGUUCCUAUUGGAAAACAUCAAAUCGUUGUAAAGACAAAUUAAAAAACAAGUUAGAGAAUUACAAAAUGGAAUAAUGUCCAAAAAAAUUAUUCUUGUUGAUAGUUAUUAGGGUGGAGGAUGAUGACACCACUAUUGACAUCAUCUAUUAUAUUCUCUUUCCUAGUUUUUUUAUUUGUAAAAUAUUCUAAAACAGUUUAAGUUCUGAGUCCAGUUUUGUUGUCUGAAAUAAAAGCUGGUUGUCCAGGAGACCCAGGUCCAGGUCCUAAAAAGUGAAUCCUCUUUUGAUUCCAGACACAGAUGCCCGACCCCAAAACCUUCAAGCAGCACUUUGAGAGCAAACAUCCCAAAUCCCCCAUGCCUGCAGAGCUGGCUGACGUUCAGGCAUAAAGGCUCUCUGACUGGACCAGACCUGAUCCCGAACUUGGGUAAGAGAGACUGUCCUUAUUAUUUUAAUGAAGUGUAGAGUAGGUGUCAUGAAAGUGAAGCCAAAAAAAUAACAGUAAACAUUAAAAACACAUUUUUUUGUAGUCAUAACUCUAAAAAAACCCAAACUGUUGCUUUCAGAUAUGUAAUGACCACAGACGAAUCGUUGAAUCGUGGAGAAUGAAGGAUGUUGAUGACGAACACUGGGACCCGUCAGUAUUCUUGGACAGCGGGUUGGGAUGGAUGUGUGUAUGUGCUGUGUAUGUACAUGUGUGUAUGUGUAAGAGAAACCAAUAACAAAGAGGCAGAAGUACACCAGCACCCAGUUUUUAUAUUUAUUAUGUGAAACUACCUUAUGAUUCCAGAUUAGGAGGGGGGGGACCGACUAACACUGAACAAAAGUACAACUUCAAAACCGAAAGAUGUGUGUCUGAAAAAGUAACUGAAACUCACAGGGAGAGAGGACACAUCACAGGAUCACACGAUACAUCCACCGCUGAGUGAAAACUCCUUUUUCCUCUCACUUCAGUGUCCACAUCUGUUUCACCGUCAUCACUGCACACUCUGAGUGGAUGACAUUAUGACCAAAACUUAUGACCACUGGCCUCUUCUAGUGAAUGAACCCCUUCUUUUAAUAUCAGGAUUGAGUUUGUUGAUAGUUAAAUGUGUACAAUAAAUUGCUCAAAUUCCAUUUAGUGAUUAAACAAAUACUCUGCAGCCUUUUCUCCUCAGCCAACGCUCAGCGGGUGUUUUCAGAGCUCUAAAACAGUCAGAGGAGCCCGCCCCUUUGUUACGCCGGACUAAAUGAAUCAAAGUUCUUGGUGCCGUUUUCCAAAAUAACUCUGAGUCCUCUCCCGCUAAGGGAGCAGUGAAUAUCUGGUUGAACCUUUGCAGCAUCUGCGUUCACUUUUUUAUCAUAAUUCGGCUUCAGAAAUAGACUAAAACGACAAAAUCUCUUCGUUUAUGAAUUAUGAUUCAAACACAGCUCUGACCCAAGUGUUAUCUUUUCUCCUGGCUGUGUGCGUUUGACCAUGACUUCCCAGCUCUCAGCCCGCUCAGAGUCUGAAAACGCCUACUAACACCAACAAUACCUCACAUAAGAACUUCACAGCAAUCUCAUAUUGUCUUUUUUUUUUUUUUUUUAACCCCUAACUCCUCGACUUUAAAUGUUUGUUUUCCAACUAAACCUCGGCAAUAACAUCACCUUCAUUGUACCUGAGUUAAACCAGGACAGGAUGGAUUUUGAGAACCAGUCAAACAUUUAUUUACUAAAAUGCACAUCUAUCUUUUUUGAUUUCUGGUUACAGCGAUUCUGUGUUUGAUGUCAAGUUUAUAAGUUGCCUGAAGGACUGAUAGUUAAAAAUAAAUUCACUAAUUGUCAACAUGAUUAAUCCCUCUUCUUUUUGGUUCCUGAUUUAAUUACAAAAAGGAAAAACAUCACUAAACUGCUUUCACUGUAUUUUUUUUUUUUACCCUUUUCAAUAAAUUGAAAAACGUAUUUAAUGUGACUGAUCUUCUCUGUGGAUUCUGUUCUGGUGACGUCCAUACGCUCUCAGAUGCACACAGCUUCAUACUCAACCAUGUUAUUAAUGACUGUCACACAUUUACAGGCUGGGUUAAAAAUAGAAUUGUUUAGAAACUAAGGUCAUAUCUCUGUUUAAUACUGAACACAGAUCCAAGUUUUCAUAUCUAAGUUUGUCAUCCUCACAUUUUUGGAUUAUCUUUCGUUCCCUUUAUAACAUUCACAUAAAAUCAGGAGGUUGUAAAAAAUCUUUAUUAAUUUAAUACAAAUGGAAAAGUUCUCAUAUACACUUUUUGCAUCAAUAGUCAUGCAGUUAUUUAAUUCUUAUACAGUAAAACAGCAGGCAUCACUGAUGGCGUGUCCACCAUCAAAUAUCAUUUGCCCUUACACCGUCAGAUUCUGCAUGUUGGUCUCUGUUUGAAUAAAAUUUAAAUAUUUUAACUCUGAAAGUUUGAAAAUAAGUUCUGCUUUUAUGGAAGACAGGAGUGACUAUGAAUGUCUAUGAAGCUGAUGGAGAACCAAAGAAAUGUCCUUUUAGAUUCACCCAUGUGUCGCAUAUGAAGGUUAGCACACAGUUAACAGCAUAACAAGUACCAAAGAUAGAAAUGUAAAAAAUUCAGAUGUUUAAAAACUGUAAAACAUUAACAAACUGGAAUCAGUGAAUUGAACAGAUCUGUAAAAUGAUUUCACUCAUUCACAGACCUUUCUGCAGCAUCUUUGAUUGAAAUAAAGAGUUUCUGGGGUUGAAAAAACUCCUCCACAGAAGUUUGGACCGGACUCCUCACAGUGUCCCGACUGUCCAGACGAGCAGUCACCUCCCUCAUAGACACCCGCAGGUCUUCACCACCAUGUUGCGGUGUUUCUUGAGGAUGACGUUGUUGUUGUCGUCAUAGAAGAGGACAGAGAUCGGGCUGAGUUUGGUAGGUGCGCAGCACGCUUUAGGGACCUCGUCUGGCUUCAGGAGGUGGACCUGCCACAGCAGAGAAAACAGCUCAAGCUCAGGUAUUUAUCGAAAACCUAAACCCUUAUCCUUACAAUAACUAGGAUGUAUCCUGAUCAUUUUUUUUAUAUUAAGUAAAUGAUCCAAUAUGGUGGCGUAGAAAACUUAAGAAAAACAACCGUAAAAAGACAAAAAUGGGCUAUGACUUCACCGGAUUGCUGAUCUCUCAGAAUAAGACAUAAUUUUUUCUGGUGUUUUUGUCUUCGAGUGUGUGAUGGCUGAACGUACCACUUGUUGUAUGAGUGCGUGGUUUGUGGCGUUCAUGCAGGAGCCCAAAGGAUAAAAACACUCGCCGUCACAGUAAUACGCUGAAUAUCCAGUCGGAGCCAAAACCCAGUCCUGAAGACAAAGACAGAGCAAAAACAUAAACACUGAGAAAUAUUUCAACUGUAGUAUAAUACAGAUUUUAAAUUUUAGUAUAAAAAAAAAAAUCUAAUUUUAGUAUAGUAUAGUAUGAUAAAAAUAUUUAGGUAUGGUAGGAUAUGAAUGUCAUAGUAUGAUAUGAUAAAAAUAUCCAAUUUAAGUAUUUAAAAAAAAAGUCAAAGUAUAGUAUGAUGAAAAUUUGUCAAAGUAUAGUAAGUAGAAUAAAAAUGUCAUAGUAUAGUAUGAUAAAAAUAAAUUGUAAAGUCUAAUAAAAAUGUCAAAGCAUAGUAUGAUAAAAAUAUCAAAUUUUAGUAUAGAAAAUAUUACAGCAUAGUAUGAAAAAAUAUAAGAUAGUAUGAAAAAAUGUUAGUUUUGAAUGAAAAAGAUUUUAUAGUAUAGUAUGUAAAAAAAUGUCUGUGUAUUGUAUGUCAAAAAAUGUCAUUGUAUGCUGUGAUAAAAAUUAAUUAAUUAAUUAGUAUAGUAUGUUAUAAAUGUCAUAGUAUAGUAUGUCAAAAAUGUCAUAGUAUAGUAUAAUAAAGAUGUCACAGUAUAGUAUGAUAAAAAUGUCAUAGUACAGUAUGAUAAAAAUUUUUGUCUGAAAAAAAGUCAUGGUAUAGUAUGUUUAAAAAAUUUAUAGUGUAGUAUGAUAUCAAAUUUAAAUGUUCGUAUUAAUUAAAAAAUGUAAUUGUAUUGUAUGUUAAAAAAUGUCAGUAUUUUAUGGUGAAAAUUGUUAUAGUAUCGUAUGAUAAUGUCAUUGUAUAGUAUGAUAAAAAUAUCAACUUUUGGUUUUAAAAAACGUCAACGUAUAGUAUGUGAAAAAUAAAGUCACUGUAAAGUGUUACGGAUGUAUGUGUGUGAGUGUCUAAGAGUUUGAGUGUCUAAGUGUGAGUAUCUGCGUGGAUGUACCUGUGUGGAUGUACGUGAGUGGGAGUUUCUGUGUUAAAGUGUCUAUGGGUGUGCUUUACACUCUCAUUGCAGAAUUCCCAGCACCUGCACCUGCCGCAAUAAACAGAGCAGAGGACAUGCAGCUCACUCUCUCUUUUUCAGCCCAGAGCGAUGUUCUACAGUGGAGCAGUAGCAGCCGAAGUGUGAUUUUCAUGAAUGAUUGGAAAAGUGAUUUCUCUUUGUUUUAGACUGAGCAGUGCGACUUUUAUUUCUACCUUGUUAUAUACUUAGUAGAGCACCUUUGAGAGAGUUUUGUAGCUGUCACCUGUUCUUGUUAAGUCAUCCUGUUUUUGAGAGGAUAGUUUUUUGUUGUUAUACAUAUAUCGUCCUUAUUUCUGUGAGAAUUGUUUUGUUUUUGUGGUAGUGCUGACCUGAGCUUCAUCAUUAAAAUAUUUCAGUAAUUGC
Xyrichtys novacula (pearly razorfish) is the source of this 6309-nucleotide messenger RNA. Lineage: Eukaryota; Metazoa; Chordata; Actinopteri; Labriformes; Labridae. The record is from the annotation of a GenBank genome assembly.